Molecule: messenger RNA, 1078 nt
Organism: Chironomus riparius
Lineage: Eukaryota; Metazoa; Arthropoda; Insecta; Diptera; Chironomidae
Source: the annotation of a GenBank genome assembly
UCUGUUUUCAGCUCUAAAACCGCCUAGUCCAAUUCUUUCAGCUUCUAAUAUUUUGCAAAAAAAACUUGAUUCUUCUUGUCCUUGAAAAGAGAAAUUUAAAUAUUUCAUAUAAGAAUGGACCAAACGGAAGUAAGACAAGCAAUAAAAGUAAUUUUAGACAAAGGUUACAAUUAUGAAGAUGUUAUUAGCAGGAUGAGUUUUGGACAAGAAGAGAUAAAUCAAAUGAAAGAGAGAUUGGAAAAAGUUUCAGUAGUUCCGAUUGUUCAAGAUAAAUUGUGUCUUCAAUUUCUUUAUGGAUGUAAUGGGAAUAUUGAUGAAGCUGUAAAUCGUAUUGAAAAAUAUUAUCAAAUAAAGACUACUUCUCCAGAUCUAUUUUGGAAUAGAGAUCCAGAAUCUGAAGAUUUGCAACUAUCAUUUAAAGUUGCACAAAUGGCAGCUCUACCCAUAACACCAAAUAAUUAUUUCGUAUUUAUCUAUAGAACUGUUGACAUAGAUUCGAAAAAAUUUAAUUUUGAUAGUGUAUUUAAAACCUUUAUGAUGAUGGCAGAAAAUGCAAUGAUUACAAAUGGACCUCAAGAUGGAGCAAUUUUUAUAUCAGAUUGGAAAGUUUCUAGUUUCGGCCACAUUUUUCGUCCGCGUAUUAGUUCAAUUAAAAAAGCACUAGAUUACAUUCAAAAUGCUAGUCCUUUGAAAACAAGAGCUGUCCAUAUAUUAAAUGCGUCUCACUUGUUUCAAACCCUUUUUUCUAUAAUAAAACCAUUCAUGAAGAAAGAAUUGUCAGAUGUCAUUCACAUCCAUACACCAGAUUUGGAUUAUAAUGAGUUUUUCGAAAAAUAUGUUCCUCGUCAUUGCAUGCCAUCAGACUAUGGCGGCAGUUUGCAAUCAUUUGAUGAGCUUUAUUCUAAAAAUGUUGAAACUUUAAUGUCAAUGAAGGAAUAUUUUUCCUUAGAAGAGCUUCAUUGCAAAUCAAGACUCGAAAAAACAAGUCUUUAAAUUAAAAACCAGGCCUAUUCUUUAUCAUGUUAAGAAAGUUCAAAGAAUGAGAAGAAUUGUAUAGAAAUCUAGUUUGACAUUUGGC